GACCGUGGGCCAUGAGCUGACUGGGCUGCGGAAAGAGGGGAUGAGCCGCAGCCACGCGGCACUGCCUUUCGUUUGACACAUUCUGGUCUCAGCCUGAGCAGGCUGGCUUAGAGGAGAACAGAGCUAUCAUGUCCCAAGGAGAAGCAGCAGGACGCUGCGCUGCCAAGCCCCAGGACCAGGGAUGGGCAUGGAUGGUCCUGCUGGCUGCAGUGGUGCUGCAGGGGCUGACGCUGGGCUUCCCCUGCUGCAUUGGUGUCUUCUUCACGGAUCUCCAGCACGAGUUCCAGGCCAGCUACAGUGAGACGUCAUGGUUCCCGUCCAUCAUGGUGGCUGUGCUGCACGGAGGAGGGCCCCUCUGCAGCAUCCUGGUGAAACGGUUUGGCUGCAGGUUUGCAGUGAUGCUGGGUGGGCUGCUCAGUGGGCUGGGAAUGGUGUCCAGCUCCUUCUGCAAGUCCAUCAGCCAGCUGUACCUCACAGCAGGCCUCAUCACUGGUCUGGGAUCAUGUUUCAGCUUCCAGGCAGGAGUGACUGUGCUGGGCUACUACUUUGUAAGGUGGCGAACACUGGCCAAUGCUGUGGCCUCCACCGGUGUCUCCCUCGGUUUCACACUGUGGCCGUUGCUGUCUCAAUACUUGCUGGAUGAGAUGGGUUGGAGAAACACCUUCCUCAUCUUUGGAGGAGUACUACUGAACUGCUGUGUUUGUGGAGCCAUCAUGAGACCCAUUCAGCUGGCAUCAGGGUCACUUCCACAAUCUGCCAAGCCCAAAGAGCAGCCAGGGAGCAGAGCAGAAGAGGCACAGCUGUCCAAUGGAGCAUCUCCUCACCACCCCACACUCCAGCAGCACACCAAAAGGACAAAAUGCUUCCAGAUGCUGCAGAAGUACCUGGCUUUUGACAUCUUCUGUCAAAACAAAGGUUACCAGAUUUACACUAUUGGAGUAACCUGGAUGAUGAUGGGGUUUGCCUUACCCCAUGUCUACCUUGUGCCUUAUGCUACCCACAAUGGGGUGGAGGAACGCAAGGCAGCCCUCCUCAUCUCCAUCAUUGGGUUCAUCAACAUCUUCAUCCGCCCUUUCACUGGGCUCCUCUCAGGACACAGAGUCUUCACAGGAAGACGCAUCUACCUGUUCAGCCUGGCCGUGCUUCUCUGUGGGCUCAGCAAUUUCAUCUGUGUAAUUUCAGCUGAGUUCAGUGUGCUCAUCCUCUACUGCAUCAUCCUCAGCAUAGCCAUGAGUGGUGUUGGGGCACUCACUUUCCAGGUGCUGAUGGACGUGGUAGAGAUGGACAGGUUCUCCAGUGCUCUAGGGCUCUUCACCAUCCUAGAGAGCAUCACCCUCCUCAUUGGGCUCCCACUCACAGGUGAGAGAGGCUAUGAAAGCUGGCUGGGGGAAAGGUGGUGGUUUGGAAACUGGUGACAAGUGUUUGGGAGCAUCAAGAAGAGGAAUUAUGGAGUUUCCAGACCCAUGGUGUAGGUGAGUUAUGCAAAGGGAGCAGUGUAAAAGGUAGGGUUGGAAAGGAAUCAUCAGCCUCUGCUGACAGCUGAAAAGUAAUUUCUACAGCUGCAUCAAAAGCACACUGAAAAAACUACUCACUUGGUAAGUGGUCUGAUACAUAUGGGAGCAAUGACAGCUUUUUUCCAGUGGCAAGAGGCUGACAGGAAUAACUAUGAACUUUUUCACCUUUUUACUAGUUUGCAUUGUUUUAUCCAUGAAGUCUCAGGAAAUUGUGAACAUCCCAUUAAACAAAUUAUUUGUGUUCACAAUUAUUACCAGUCCUACAUUAUUCAAAAGACCCAUAGUAAAAGCUUCUGUUCAGUCUUCUUUCCAAGUUCUGGAGCAUAUUAAUUUUUCUCUGGAGACAAGAAAGAGCUAGUUAUGACUCUCAGUCCAAUAAAUUAUUCACAGUUCACUCCAAAUGCCACUAAGUGACCUGUCCAAGACACACCUGCUCCUGCAGUAAAUUCAAAAGACCAACAAACAACAAAUGUCAACCCGAGCAUGUCAACCUCAGUUCAGGCUUUAGUUCUCUUCUCCAGACAAUGAAUUGUGGCUGAUACCAUCUCACAGCAUUUAUUUAGAAAAAGUACAUUUUCAUAAGGACGCUGGCAUUGCGCCAGUGUCAAACCAUGACAUUUUUUGGUUCCCUGACCGGGAAAUCGAAUUCUGGGCAAGAUGAAAUAAAGAUAAGAUGAGAGCUGUGAGAUAGGAUCAAAAGGAAUAAGAGCAAAGCAUGUAUUAGGUUAUGGUGCCAAUACAGAGGUAGAGGGUUAGUGUAGGUUACUGGUUUAUGUAUAAGUGUGUUGAAUGUAAUUUUGAUAAUAAUUUUAGAAAUGUGUGUUCUCAGAGGCGAAGGGUGGAGUGUCGUGGUUUGACAUGGAAGUGAAUUUUUUCCAGGAAGUUGGGUCAAACCAAUCAGUGGUCAGGUUUGGAUAUUGGCACCUGGAGUGACCACUGAAAGUAUGGACACGCCUCUGAGAACACAGGGGGUUAAAAGCAAGAACUCCCAGGAGAACUCUCUUUUUUAGUUCCGGUCAUCAGAGAGUGCAGACUCCCCCUCUGCCCAGCUUUAGGCUGGGUGGGGGAGGGGAAGCCACGCGGCCUUGUCCAGGCAGGCCGAGGGGGCUGAGGGUCUGGAACCCAGCCAGCUCCUGUGGACAGAAGGAUGGAGAGAAGUGGAGAUACCUUUGCCCCCCCCCCCAAGAGGGAAAGAGACAGAGAGCCUGGCGGCACCUAGAAAUCUGCCAGCAGAGGAGAAAGAGAAGGGGGGGGGAAUGCCCAGCGUGGGAGGCAGAACGCCGGAUUGAGAUAUCAGCCAUCCAGGGAGUCUGAACUUUUAACCCUUUCCAAGAAAUGAGGGCUUUUUAAAAGUAUUACUCCUCCUUGAUUUGUAGUAGAAGAGAGAUAGUCCGGGACCUGAGAUGUUAGAAGAAGAAAUAUUUAGGUGGGAGGAGAUGAUGAAGUAGCUUUUAGCUAGACUUUUCUUAUUAGCCAUAGACUGAACCAAAAUCUCCUGCAAUAGAGACUGCAUUUUAGGGGGAUGCAGUGGUAACCCAGGGAGACCUGUUUCAGCUUCGAACAGCACAAGAAUGGCGAGAAACGAAGAGAGCUGAAGAGGGAAUGGUGAUACCCUCUGUCUUCAAGAAGAAGAUGAGUCCUGUUUUUGGACCCCUCAGCCCCAGGGGAAAAUGGGGGGGACUGUAGUCCCAGGAUGAGAAACUGAACUGUUAUAUCUUUAAGUCCGUGGCAAAGCAUCCUUAAAGGAGCCCUACGAGCAGUCUGUCCAUGCAUGGUAGUGAGAGCACUGUGACAUAGAAUAGAGAGUGUCACACUAGCAGAUUUUUUCUUCCGGGCGGUGGCCAUGUGUGACAGGGAAACACAGGGUGGCAGCUGUGUUUCCUGGGGGGUCUGUAGUGCAAGAGAGACUUCUCUCUCCCUUGAUAGUUUAAGUAUAGAUUACCUGAAAGGUAGUAAUUUGAUCAAGAAUCCCGGGUGAUGUUUCAUGGCUGGGUGUUUUUAGAAUUAAGAGGAGGAGGGGUGGUUUAAAAGGUCUUCAUCCUGGAUUUAGUUUAUGUGUUUUCUGUAUUAGUAGUAGUUUAAUAAAGUUUUUUUUCCUUUACUAUUAAGCUUAGGCCUGCUCUGCUCUGUUCCUGAUACCAUCUCACAGCAUUUAUUUAGAAAAAGUACAUUUUCAUAAGGACGCUGGCAUUGCGCCAGUGUCAAACCAUGACACUCAGCAGGAAAAUUAUGUCUGGUUCGAUAAUGUGGUGGUAACAUGCAGUGUAUUUCAUGGUACUCCCUGGCAUUAGCGUGUCAGUCACUUUUCUCAAAGAGCAAAAAAGGUCCCUUCUUGGUCAUCUCUGACAGGAGCAGCAGAUGGGCAAAAAAAAGCACAGUAAAAGCAGCUCCAUUUCUAAUUGUAGUCCUAAAAUCUGAUACAGAAAAGUACACCAUGGACAGAAACAUCACCAAUCUUGAUUGAAAAAUACAAGCAAAUAAACAUUAUUCCAGUACUUCCACAUUGAUAAGCAGCCUAUGGAAAGCAUCAUGUAUUUGGCCUAAGUAUCACUUUUCCAUGUCUAAUAUUAGUGAUAAAUUACUCCCUUGAUAUAUCACAUUUCAAAAUGGUUUAUAUUGAGGUCACUUAAUGUUAGUAAUAAUCUUGCUGUGCUGUGAAUUUCCUUAUCCUUCAUUAAACAGGAUUAGAGACAAAUGUUCAGUUUAAAGGCCUUACUAUGUAAAUUUCUGAACUAUUUCUCCAUCUAGUUGUUCUAUUUUCUGCCCUAGGAUCUAAUAGGGUUACUCAUUUCAAAAGCCACUGAGUGGCAGUGGCACAAGGGUCCUCUGCUGAGCAAACAAAAUGAAGCAGCAGGUUGGGGAAAAUUACAAUUUCAUUUCUUUCCUGAUUUCUCUGUGUAUUGAGAAAUACUUUCUAGUAUUUCUAGAAGUAUCACCUGACUUCUGACUACAAAUAAAAAACUAAACAACUACUAGAAUCCAAAGAAGAUAACUUAACUCAUCAGAGAAUGCUUCUCUUUUGUAUAUGGCAGUUUGCUGAAUGAUUCAGGUUUAACAUUCAUGUAAAUGAAUGCCUUUAGUGUGCCUCUUCUCUUUGGCUAAGCUAUGAC
Messenger RNA from Vidua chalybeata, 4624 nucleotides. RefSeq names its product solute carrier family 16 member 5 (gene SLC16A5). The record is from RefSeq and is a predicted model, not a curated record. The coding region runs from base 129 to 1415 and encodes 428 amino acids. Lineage: Eukaryota; Metazoa; Chordata; Aves; Passeriformes; Viduidae. The transcript is spliced from 4 exons. Gene Ontology annotation, biological process: monocarboxylic acid transport; transmembrane transport. Gene Ontology annotation, molecular function: monocarboxylic acid transmembrane transporter activity.